CCAGGGUGGCCUCAUUCUACCGAUCAAUCAUUUACCCGCCAAGAAAUCAAUUUUCAUCAGGCCUACUGUAGGCCUGAUCACCUCCGCUGAAACGCUAAUCAGCCAGCCAGUCAAUCACGUGAUCUACCUAUCGAUCGCAUCGAAGAGACGAUCAAUCAACCUAUCAGUUCAACAAGCGGUCGCCCAUCCAUUCAAUCCAAUUCAAUAGGGGCGAGGGAGAUUAACUCUUCCCUUUCGCUCCUCGAAAUGACGAUGGCGGCGCGUCAGCUCCCAGCUAUGGUGGCCGGGACAUGUACCGUGGCCGAGUGGAUGGGGUACAGUGACGGACGGGAGGAAAGAGGUGUUGGGAGGCUUGACACGUGCACGUAUACCGCGUCGUUGAGACGAAGACCAGGAAGCAGGUGGCACGGCGGUAAGGGAGCAACGCAAGAGAGCUCGCUGGACCACCACAAGUGCAGGGCUUGGCGUUCUCUGUUGCCCACGUCGUCAUCGUCGUUUAUGCGGCGGGUGCGACAGUCGGGAUCGCGGCGGCGGGAUGGAGCAUCCUCCUCCUCUUCGGGACAGAGGCCUGACCUCGUCCGUGUCCGCGCUGGUCUUGCGGAUAUGCUGGUGAUGAGGGCAGAACAGUUCAUACGUGUCGUUGCUGGGGUCGAUUUAAAUCGCAAUCAACUGGCGGGAGAAGCGUUCGCUGUAGGUGCGGCGACGCUCAGGGAGGUGGAGAGAGUAUCGUUGACGUCAGUUGGAAAUGCCCUCAACGAGGCUAUUCGUGUUAGGGCUCGAUCAAGCAGACUUGAGGAGGCUUUCAUGGAAAUUCCUGAUUUGGAAAGCUUUUCCUACCGCGUGGUGAAACGUGGACCAGGGUACGAGAUUCGCGAAAUGGCGCCUUACGUGGUGGCUGAGACGACCAUCAAAGACGAGCCUUUUAGCAGUCAAGGCUCGUCAAAUGCAUUCAACAUGCUUGCAGGGUACAUCUUCGGCAAGAAUACUCGGCGGGAGGAGAUGCAGAUGACAACACCUGUGGUAAUGGCAGCGAAAACGACAGAUGCUGGUGACGGGCGGGAGGAGGAGGGGAGAAACGAGAAGGGAGAGAAGAUGAAAAUGACUACGCCAGUUAUGAUCGCACGAACUCCUAGUAUUCCUAAUGAGGCAAACGGAGGAGAGAAGGGUUUGCAGAUGGAAAUGACAACUCCUGUUAUGAACAAGCAGGAGGGCAGUGGGGGAGAGUGGAAGAUGUCGUUUCUUAUGCCGUCAAAGUAUGGAGAGGAAGGGGAAGGUCUUCCCAUCCCAGAUAGUCCGGAUGUGUCGAUCAAGCGGGUCCCAGGGAGAGUGCUAGGAGUGACAGCGUUUCCAGGCUAUGUUACGAACGGUCUUGUGCAGACGAAAGAGGAGGAACUGAGGCGGGCGUUGGAGCAGGAUCCGGACGUGCGCAUUCGCCCCAGUGCCAUUGCUGAGGUCGCACAGUAUAACGACCCUUUCAAGCCGCCGAUGGUGAGGCGAAAUGAGGUUGCACUGGAAGUUGAAUUGUUGUCCUUGCUCAACGAUGAUUAGAGAGAGUUAAUACAGAUUUUUUUUUUUUUUUUUUUUUUUUUUGGGCUAAUACAGAUUUUCGAAGCCACAGGACUCUGACUUUCGUAAUUAGGAGGAGGAGGAGGUUCGACAGUAGCAAAGUCGACGACGGUCGCGUAUCAUCUGUACAUUAUUCUUGCUUCCGAAGAAACGAAGAAACCCAGAACAAAAUGUCAGCCAGGAC
This is a messenger RNA of Chara braunii, 1750 nucleotides long. NCBI's taxonomy places the organism in Eukaryota, Viridiplantae, Streptophyta, Charophyceae, Charales, Characeae. The record is from the annotation of a GenBank genome assembly.